AUGGAGAAUUUCCAAACCACAUUCAACUCUAACACCACAGCAGCCAAUGAAUCUCUAAAGAGUCUGGAUUCUCUCUUUAAAUCUGAGAAAGCCAAAUUGCAAGAAAUCCGUACUGGUCUGAAAACUGACCAUGAAGCAUUUCAAACCUCCAUCUCCUCUCAAAUUUACAAGCUUCAAGAUGAACUGGCAAACGAGAUUAACAUCAAGGACUCUCUCGCCCUCAAGACAGAAGAAGUAAAGGUGUUAAGUGUCAAACUAGAAGCUUCAGAGAAACAGUCUUAUGUUCAAGAGAUUGGGUACAUGGAUGUUGAGAUAGCCGCAGUGUUGCGAAAGAAGCCUUCUGUUGUUCGUAAGGAAUCUCCAAAAGACUUCGCAAAGCUCAAGCUAGGGAAGAUAUACAGUGGAGAAUGGUUCGUGGUUUAUCAGGCUAGGGAACGAACUGGUGCAGACUUUCACAGGGGAUGA
This is a messenger RNA of Lactuca virosa, 465 nucleotides long. The record is from the annotation of a GenBank genome assembly. Lineage: Eukaryota; Viridiplantae; Streptophyta; Magnoliopsida; Asterales; Asteraceae.